This is a messenger RNA of Cordyceps militaris CM01, 1695 nucleotides long. Its product is annotated as steroid monooxygenase (CpmA), putative. Bases 1 to 1695 code for a protein of 564 amino acids. The transcript has 4 exons. NCBI's taxonomy places the organism in Eukaryota, Fungi, Ascomycota, Sordariomycetes, Hypocreales, Cordycipitaceae. The record is from RefSeq and is a predicted model, not a curated record. Gene Ontology annotation, molecular function: flavin adenine dinucleotide binding; NADP binding; N,N-dimethylaniline monooxygenase activity.
AUGGCUGAUUCUCUUCCUAAAAGAUUCAACACGAAUCUCACAGACUACUCAGUCGCCGCCUCGGAAAGCACUGGCCCAUACGCGAAGGAUCUUGAGGUCGACGCGCUGGUCGUCGGCGCCGGCUUUGCCGGUGUAUUCAUGCUCAAGACCCUGCGUGAUGCCGGUCUGAAAACUGUCAUUUUCGAGGCAGGCAAUGACCUUGGUGGAACUUGGCGCUGGAACUGCUAUCCGGGUGCUGGUGUCGAUUCCGAGGUGCCCUCGUACGAGUAUUCUUGGCCCGAGGUGUACAGUACCUGGAACUGGACAACAAACUAUCCCGAUUUUCAAGAGUUGCGCCGCUACUUUGAUCAUGUGGACAAAGUGGUCGGUAUCAAAAAGGACUGUUCUUUCAACACCGUGGUUGUCGGGGCCCAAUUCAGCACGGAGCAGGGAAAGUGGUCAGUCCAGACGGCGGACGGUCGUACGGCGGUGGCCAAGUACUUGAUUCUAGGUACUGGGUUUGCCUCCAAAAGGUACAUCCCUCAAUGGCCCGGCCUUGACAAGUUCAAGGGCAUUAUCCACCACUCUUCCUUUUGGCCCCAAGAUAAAACCAUCGAUGUCGCGGGAAAGCGCUGCGCCAUUGUCGGUACCGGCGCGUCGGGCGUUCAAAUGGUGCAAGCAUGGGGCCCCCAGGCCGGCCGUCUCGACGUCUUCCAGCGCACGCCAAACCUGGCUCUGCCCAUGCGCAAGCGGGAUUUGACCGUCGCUGAGCAAGAAAGCAGCAAGAACUUCUACGGCGACCUGUUCCAGAUGCGCGAGAAAUCCUUUGCCGGCUUCUUUUACGACUGGUACCAGCGCAAGACGCUGGAUGAUGCGCCGGACAAGCGCGAGGCCUUCUUCAAUAAGAUCUGGACACUAGGAGGUUUCCGAUUCUGGGUCGGCACCUACAAAGACAUGCUUUUUGAUGCCAAAGCAAACAAGGAGGCGUACAACUUCUGGGCCAAGAAGACCCGAGAGAGGGUCUCGGAUCCUGCGACGAGAGAUCUUCUCGCACCAGUUGACAUGCCUCACUAUUUCGGCAUCAAGCGCCCGUGUCUUGAGAAUGACUACUACGAACAGUUCAAUAGGGAGUCGGUUCAUCUGAUUAACAUCAAGAACAAUUCCAUCGAGGAAUUUACCGAGAGCGGCAUCAUGCUCGAAGAUGGAAGCCACCACGAGUUCGACGUGAUUGCACUUGCAACAGGAUUUGAUAUUGUCACGGGCGCAUUGACACAACUUGGUCUGAAGAGCAUCGAGGGAGCCGAGUUGGAAAAGGAGUGGGCGUCGGGCGCCAAGUCCUAUCUCGGCCUGACCGUCAGCGGAUAUCCGAACAUGUUCUACGUCUACGGCGCGCAAGCUCCCACUCUUUUAUGCAAUGGUCCUACCGCUGCAGAACUGCAAGGUCGGUGGAUUGCCGACGCUAUUGUCAAGAUGGAAGCGGCUGGUGUCAAAUACAUCAAUGCCAAGCCCGAGGCCGCCGACAAGUGGAAGCAGUUUGUUAUGGACGCUUGCGAUCGGUCGCUUUUGCCUACGACCAAGUCGACGUAUAUGGGAGGCAGCAUCCCCGGCAAGGUGUACGAGCCUGUUGUGUACGCCGGUGGCACCGACCUCUACGCAGUGGAGAUCCGUAAGGUACUGGAUGACAUGGAGAGUGGCUUUGACUUGGUCAAGAAGUAA